UGGUACGACUUGCCAGAUCGGACAUUUUUUGGAUUGGGCAACUUUAGUGUUGACUAGACAUCGCACGUGUAGUUUGUUUCAUUAUCAAUUAAGGGAAACAAUUAAUUUAUAAUGAGCAAGUUAUUUGAUGGUUCUGACGAUGAUGCGGAUGAUCUGCAGAUAUCCACAAACCAGGACUAUGCCAAGUCGUUCAAUAGCUUGCGCAAAAAAGAGUUGCUUCAGAAAUAUAAAGACCGUGGUCUGGACGUGUCGGAGUCGGAGCUGGACAGUGACAGCGAGUCGUCGGAAGAGGAGGAAGUAGAUGUUAAAUUUGAUCAGGAGUUUUUCAAAACACUAGCAUCAUUGAAAAGCAAAGAUCCUCGUAUUUAUGACAAGGAGACGCGAUUCUUUGACGCUGCCGACGGCGAUGAAAGUGACAGCGAGGAGGAAGGAUCACCAAAAAAGAAACCCAGCAAGGCCAAGCCUGUGACAUUAAAGGACUAUGAACGAAAGGUUAUACUGGAGCACAAUGGAAAAUUUGAGAGUUCUGACGAUGAGAAAGAGGCGGAGGAAGAAUUUCAACGUGCCCAAUCUCCUACAGCAGUGGAGGAGGAGCAGCGACUGAAAGCAGAGUUUAAGAACGUUAUGGAGCAGGAGGACGAUGGGGAAGAUGAAGAAUUCGGUGGCAUCUUUAAGAAACGCACCAAAACCAAGGCACAAACAGACGCCGAGGAGGCUGACUUUGCUAAGUGGCUGGCCGGCAAGCAGGCAGACGAAAGCAUUGAGCCCAGUGCACAGCAGCAGUUGGCUCCUCUCAAGCAGUACUGGAAUAGCAGCAAGCUGACCCAGGGCGAGAGCUUUCUACGCGAUUAUAUACUAAAUAAAGGAUAUGCUAAUACAGAUGCAUCCGAAAUUCCUACCUAUGAUGAAAUCGUAGGUGACAAUGCGCCACUCUCAGAUGAUGAACAAGAGCUGGAGAAGCAAGCCGAGUUCGAACAGAAGUACAACUUUCGUUUCGAAGAGCCAGAUGCGGAUUUCAUCAAGCGUUAUCCUCGAACCAUCGAGCAGUCGAUUCGUCGUUCUGACGAUAAACGCAAGGAGAAACGCAAGGAGGUAAAGGAGCGCAAGCAGCAUGAGAAGGAGCAGAAAAUGAAGGAACUGGAUCUGAUCAAGGAUAUGAGGAAGAAGGAAAUAGAGGAAAAGAUUCGCAAGCUAAAGGCCGUCACUGGUAACGAUGAAUUGGGCUUCAGAGACGAUGAGCUCGAUGAGGAUUUCGAUCCUGAAGCACAUGACCGACGCAUGCAGGAACUUUUCAACGAUGAUUACUACAAUGUGGACGAAGGGGAGGAGAAGCCCGAGUGUCCCUCGGAUAUCGAAGAAUUGGCCAUUGAGGACUGGGACAACUAUGAUCCACGUCAAAGCAAUGACGCCGAUGAAGAUGGACACUGCGAAGACGAUGAUUUUAACAUGGACUGUGACUACGAUCCAGCUUCAUCCAAACAGCAGCUGCAACAGGAACUGAUUGAGAAUACGCGCAGUCGGAAGGGUCGCAAAGGAAGACGCAAUCGAUUCAUGGAAAUGAUAAAGGCAGAAAAGCCAGCCUUCGAUCCCGAGGAUGAGCAGACCUAUGGCGACUAUAUUGAUGAAUAUUAUCAACUGGACUAUGAGGACAUUGUGGGGGAUCAGCCAUGUCGCUUCAAAUAUGUGGAGACUACGCCCAAUGAUUUUGGACUAACUAUUGAGGAGAUCUUGCUGGCUAAAAACAAGGAAUUAAAUCAGUGGGCCAGCUUAAAGAAGGCUGUACAGAACCGUCCAGAAUAUGUGGAGAAAAAGGAGCAGCGAUUAUACAAAAUGAAAGCGAAGAACGAAGAUCUCAAGCGCAAGAUUUUCAAAAGUCUGUACGGUGAUCCCUCUGACGACGAAGAGCAAACAGAGGAACCAAACGAAACAAAACCGGCUGUAAAUGAACAAGCUGCAGUUCCGGUGGCAGGCGAAAAUUCCACAGAGACUCUCUCCAAGUCCAAGAGGAAACGUCUAAAGCGCAAAGCAGCAGCUGCAGCAGCAGGAUCAAGCGCUCCAGCAUCUUCUUCCACCACAUUAAGCGCUCCAGUCACGAUAACCAACGGAAAUGAGGAAAAAAAUAAUGCAGAAAAUUCGGAUAAGCCAACAAAGCAGCAGGAUUCAGCAUUGAAAGAUGCACCGACACCGGCCAAGAAGAAAAAGGUGGAGAAAGUGCAGCCACCUGCGAAAAAGGAAGCGGAAAAGGGAAACACCAAAAAUCCUUUUGCCAAGAAGCAAUUUCCCAACAAAAAUGUUGCAAAUCCAAAGGAAGCUGGACCCAAUCCAUUUAACAAACAAAAUAUGCCGAAGCCGGGUCCAGUUGGAGUCACUUCAGGAGCGAAUCCCUUUAAGAAUGCAGGCAAUAAAUCCCAAACACCUCGACGAGAAGGAGGUGACUUUAAACCACGUCCUAAACGCGACUUCAAAGGGAAAGGCAAGCCGAACAAUUCAAAUCCGAAUGAAUCACGUCCUAAACGCGACUUCAAAGGGAAAGGCAAGCCGAACAAUUCAAAUCCAAAUGGCAUCACUGACGAUCGUCUCAAAGCCUAUGGCAUUAAUCCACGCAAGUUUCACAAUCGCCAGAAGUAUGGUAAAAAGGAGCAGUGAGAUUACAAGGACAGGAGCAUAUACUAUAUACUAUAUAAAUAAAAUGUAUUUAAUAGUCGAGUCGGUCUUAUGUAUAUACAUAUUAAAAACAAUGUUACACAGAUACGAGUUUAAAAACAAAGAUAAUUUAAAGUGAUCGGCUGUA
Molecule: messenger RNA, 2791 nt
Organism: Drosophila innubila
Lineage: Eukaryota; Metazoa; Arthropoda; Insecta; Diptera; Drosophilidae
Product: protein KRI1 homolog
Exons: 4
Coding region: 112-2646 (844 amino acids)
Biological process (GO): endonucleolytic cleavage in ITS1 to separate SSU-rRNA from 5.8S rRNA and LSU-rRNA from tricistronic rRNA transcript (SSU-rRNA, 5.8S rRNA, LSU-rRNA)
Cellular component (GO): 90S preribosome; nucleolus
Source: RefSeq, a predicted model, not a curated record